Molecule: messenger RNA, 1028 nt
Organism: Rhododendron vialii
Lineage: Eukaryota; Viridiplantae; Streptophyta; Magnoliopsida; Ericales; Ericaceae
Product: josephin-like protein
Exons: 1
Coding region: 379-891 (170 amino acids)
Source: RefSeq, a predicted model, not a curated record
UGUCGGUUGCGCCGGCCAGCACCCUCUCUUACACGGGUCGAACCGUGGUGCUUGAGGCCUGCUAUGCUUUAGUAUAAGGAAAAUAAAGUUGCGCCUUUAACACUACCUAUAGAUUUUGGUAAGAUGGUAAGCGUUUGAUCUUAACAGGCUCAAUGGUGGAGAUGCCUUAAGAGGUGUGUAAUAUUACAAUAACUUGGUCAUUAAGAGUGUAAAUGCAGCAUUAACAGAAGAAGUGCAUCAUAAUCUUCAAAUUAGAAAGCCACUGCAGGUCAAAAGUAAAUCUAAAUCUUCAGCGUAAUCUAUACAUAAUCUUUGACCUUUCACACUUCACUUCUACUACAUGCUUGUAAUUUAACUGAGCUUCACACUAUCUUUUCAAUGUUUUCAUCCUUAGGCCACACUCUCCUAUUUAAUCCACCUUCAACUCCAGUUUCUGCAUCCCCUCCCAAAUUUCCAUCUCUCUCUCUCUCUCUCUCUCUCUGGGCACAGGUUACGUAUCCAAUGUCGGCAAGGAGCAGCGGACGAGCGAGUUUCAAACCAGAUGCCAAUGAGAAGACAAGGACCUCUCACAAACAGGAUGCUAAGAAAGUUUCGGGCGAAAACAAGGGAUUUACAACUAGUUGCAGAUUCAGGAUGCCCAGAAGAUCAGAAUUGUCACCACUGAGGUUCCUUAGGUGUAUUGGAGAUAAGGUGGCUACGGCUCUGCGUUUCGUGUCCUUUGGGAGGAGGAGGAGGUCGUCUCCAAAUGCUUCUUCUUCUUUGGGGCGGUCGAAUCCGUCAAUAGCUCCGCUCGAUGCUUAUAGAGCUGAAGCCAUCAGUGACUGCAUCGAGUUCAUCAAUAAAUCUUGUUCAUUCCAGAGAACCAAUUCUGUUCCUGCAAAGGCUUGUUAAAUUUCUCAAGCUAUACCGCGAGGUUAAUGUUUUCAUGUAAAUCGUAUCAGUUGCAAUCAUUUUGCUGCAUGUUAAUGGCAGUAAGAUCUCCUCAUGUAAUUAUCGGGUUGGUGAAUAAAAAUCUUGGAAGUUUUCAA